AUGCCCCAAACACGACACUGUCAAUUCAAUGUCCACCUACUACCUUGCACUCAUCCUGGUUGCUGCCGCCAAUUAAAGAAUAAGUCUGCGCUCACACAACACUUGCGCACAAUACACCAACACUUGUUUCGAAUUCCAGAGCGAUGUCCUCCUUCUGCUACAGCUGAAGUCCCAGACAAGCCUGAAAACCGCCCAAAAGUGAACUUCAUGAGAGACUAUCAUCUAGGCCUUGAUGGGCGCAUUUGUAAUAAAGCUGGUCAAUUUAUUGACCCCAAAGCUCCACCACCAGCUUUCACAACGAAGUCCCCUGAUGAUUGGACACCAUUUCCUGGUGCUGAUAUUGACAAGGUCCUUCAUUUUUGGGGUAUCACCCUUGCUGUUCACGGUGACACCCCACCAUUCGCUGAUCGCAAAGACUUGCAUAAUGUCAUCGAUAACACUCCACUUGGAGACGUGCCUUGGGAGAGUUUCAACAUGGAGUAUGCGGGUGACAGGUCAGGCGGAGAAACACCCUGGAUGAAGAAGGAGUACGAGGUGUUCUAUUGCGACCCUCACAAGGUUGUGCAGAACAUGUUAGCUAAUCCUGACUAUAAGGAUGAGAUAGAUUUUGCACCAUAUCGCGAAUGGGAGGAGCGGCCUGAUGGAAGUCAUAAUCGUCAGUGGAGAGAUUUUAUGUCCGGAGACUGGGCUUGGGAACAAGCGGAUAUUAUUUCUGCAGACCCUGCAACCCAUGGAUCGACCUUCAUUCCCAUUAUUCUGGGAAGCGAUAAAACAACGGUCUCAGUCGCGACGGGUCAAAAUGACUACUACCCCUUGUAUUUAUCGAUUGGCAACGUUCACAACAACGUUAGGCAGGCUCAUCGAAAUGCUGUUGCUCUCGUGGGGUUUCUCGCGAUUCCAAAAACAACGAAAAAACAGAGCACUGAUCCACGCUAUCGCAAAUUCAAGAAGGAGCUUUUUCAUACUGCGCUCGUUCGGAUCCUCGAGAGCAUAAGGCCCGCCAUGACUACUCCGGAGGUUGCACGAUGUGCAGAUGGCCACUACCGAUGCGUCAUAUAUGGCAUUGGACCUUACAUUGCGGAUUAUGAGGAGCAAGUGGUUCUUGCUGGAAUAGUCCGCAAAUGGUGCUGCAAAUGUACAGCGCAGUUGUCGAAUCUCGACGGAGAUGGGGGACCACGAUCACGGGAACUCCUGGAUGCGUUGAUUGAAGAAGUCAAUUUAGGGACUUUAUGGGACGAAUGGGGCUUCAUCGCUGACAUCACGCUGUUCACCAACAAUUUCCUGCGUGCGGAUAUCUACAAGCUAAUCGCACCAGACUUGCUCCAUCAGAUUAUCAAGGGCAUCUUCAAAGAUCACCUCGUCGCGUGGGUACAACUAUAUCUUGAAGACACCCAUAGUGAGGCACGAGCCAAAGAAAUUAUGGACGACAUCGACAGACGGAUUGCGGUAGCGCCGAGUUUUUCUGGUCUCCGGCGUUUUCCAGAAGGCCGGGGAUUCUCGCAGUGGACCGGUGACGACUCUAAGGCCCUGAUGAAGGUAUAUCUGUCUGCUAUCGAAGGGCAUGUUCCCACAGAGAUGGUCCGUACGUUUCGCACAUGCCUCGAAUUCUGCUAUAUUGCACGACACGACAUCAUCACGGACGACACUCUCAAGGACAUGGAGGACGUGAUUCAAUGGUUUCAUGUAUACCGUGAAAUAUUCAAGACAACUGGUGUCCGUGACCAUUUCUCCCUCCCUCGUCAACAUUCCAUUUCUCACUAUCCGUUUCUCGUCCGCCAAUUUGGUGCCCCGAAUGGACUCUGUUCGUCAAUCACCGAAUCCAAGCACAUCAAGGCGGUUAAAGAACCGUGGCGGCGCUCGAGAAAAUUCAAUGCACUUGGGCAGAUGGUGCGCACCAACACCCGCAUAGAUCAAUUGGCAGCGGCCCGCAUCGACUUCACAGAACGUGGCAUGCUUUAUGGAACAUGCGCCUCAAGCUACACGACUUACUUUGAGCGCAAACAUGCUCGUACUAUCCUCAAUCUCGGCAAAGAACUCCACUUGCCGGAACUCCCAACCCUUCUUCAAUAUUUCCUUUACGACCAACUAUAUGCUGACGACAACCACACCUCCGCCGAUGUUCCGCUUCUUCGGUGCCCAAACUACACUGGGCGUAUUCAAGUCGUCAACUCUGCUGUUGCCACAUACUUCGCCCCCAGUGAUCCAAGUGGAGUAGGGGGGAUGCACCGUGAACACAUUCGUUCAACACCUUCUUGGCGCGGCGGCCCUCCACGUUACGACUGUGUGUUCGUCAGCAUGGACAACACUACUGAUGGGAUCAAUGGCAUGGACAUUGCUCGUGUCCUGUCUUUCUUUUCGUUCUCUUUCAGAAACACCGUCUGGCUGUGCGCUGUUGUUCACUGGUUCAAGCGCAUUGGCUCCAAGCCAGACGAGGACAUGGGUAUGUGGAUGGUGCGCCCGUCAAUGAACGACGACCAAUCUCAUGAAAUUUCAAUUAUUCAUGUUGACUCAAUAUUCCGUGCCGCUCACCUAGUACCAAUGUUUGGAGACAAAUUUGUCCCAGAGCAUGUCAAUUUUCACAAUUCUUUGGACGCUUAUAUGGGGUUUUAUGUCAACAGAUUUGCGGACCAUCACGCAUUCGAAAUUGCCUCCUGA
Suillus clintonianus is the source of this 2655-nucleotide messenger RNA. RefSeq lists its product as uncharacterized. The record is from RefSeq and is a predicted model, not a curated record. The coding region runs from base 1 to 2655 and encodes 884 amino acids. The transcript has 10 exons. Lineage: Eukaryota; Fungi; Basidiomycota; Agaricomycetes; Boletales; Suillaceae.